Molecule: messenger RNA, 1014 nt
Organism: Cuscuta europaea
Lineage: Eukaryota; Viridiplantae; Streptophyta; Magnoliopsida; Solanales; Convolvulaceae
Source: the annotation of a GenBank genome assembly
AUUAAUUCGGAAUAAUUUUCAUUGUUUACACUUUACACACGCCAUGCAUUCAUGCCUUAUUCGAGACCUUAUCUGAGAAAAUUAGCUUUACUGAGAUGGAGGAAUAGUUCGGCUUUAAGAUUGAAAUCCUUUAAGGGUCCUAAGAGUCAGACCCUGGAAACAGAUUGUGGUGAACAGAAAGGCACUAUGUUAACUCAGGGAGCUUCUGGAGUCUUUUUCACUAAGAUGAAAGAUCGUUUUUUGAACUUCAAGAAGGAUAAAUACUUGGCCAAUCUUGAACACUUUAGAGACCUUGCAAAUGCCCAAGCACCAAAGUUCAUGGUGAUUGCUUGUGCGGAUUCUCGGGUUUGUCCUUCAAUAAUCCUGGGAUUUCAACCAGGAGAAGCGUUUGUAAUUCGCAACAUUGCAAAUCUGGUGCCUCCUUGUGUGAAUGGGCCUUCAGAAGUAAACGCUGCUCUUGACUUCUCAGUCAACACACUUGGUGUUGAGAAUAUACUAGUGAUUGGACAUAGCUGUUGUGGGGGCAUUCAAACUUUAAUGAGCAUUGAAGAUGAGAUAGACUCAAGUAGCUUUCUUCAUAAUUGGGUCAUUGUUGGAAAAACAGCAAGAUCUCACACCAAAUCCAUUGCCUCCAAACUGAGUUUUGACCAGCAGUGCAGGCACUGUGAGAAGGAAUCACUCCACCUUUCACUACAGAACUUGCUGACAUACCCAUGGAUAAAGAAGAAGGUGAUGAGUGGGGAGCUUUUAGUCCAUGGGGGAUACUAUGACUUUGUUGACUGUACAUUCGAAAAAUGGACUUUAGAGCUUAACAAGAACAGUUCUAGUUUGGACAACCAUUACUGUGUUCAAAACCGGGAAUGCUGGAGAUGACUUUGCUCCCAAUUACUGUGUUCAAAACCUAGAUUAAGCUGAAACAAACACCCUCUUGGUAUCCAUUGUCCUUAACUCUUAAACUUAUUAGCAUGUACCCAUGAAUCAUUACUUGGUAUCUGUUAAGAAGAUUAGUUUAAU